Messenger RNA from Cooperia oncophora, 294 nucleotides. Lineage: Eukaryota; Metazoa; Nematoda; Chromadorea; Rhabditida; Trichostrongylidae. The record is from the annotation of a GenBank genome assembly.
AUGGAUCAUCUCAAAGCGUUGAUACACCUAAUGAAAAAUAUGACUGUAAUUCAUCAUACCAUCGAAUUAUUUGUUCCACUCAAGCCUCAAAAGACUACUGGAGUACAGCUUCCACUUCACUUGAUCAGAUGUAACCGCAAAAAGAAUUCAGCUUGGGCUAAGGCUGUGUCGAGUGAUAACCAAGCAGAUUGGGACGAAUACAACAAAUUGAGAACUACUUUUGAGAAAAGAUGCCGUACCAUCGUUUCCGGUGAUGGAGGAUUCACUUUGGUUCGACAAGGAAGAAAUAUAUAA